Messenger RNA from Coregonus sp. 'balchen', 265 nucleotides. The record is from the annotation of a GenBank genome assembly. Lineage: Eukaryota; Metazoa; Chordata; Actinopteri; Salmoniformes; Salmonidae.
AUGUCAAAAUCAUUAGAACUGUUUAAGCUGGCCCAUGACAUCUACCCUAGUGAUAAAAUUCGGAGCAGGAUAAAGACACUUCAGGAGGCUAUAGAAGAGAUGGCACAGCAAGGCUCAGAGAGUGAGGAUGAAGAUUUUGUCAAUGUCAACAACAGCGGUCUAAUGCUUUUCAAAGAACUUUAUUACAAACUGUAUGAACAUCAGCAAGAGGGGGUUGCUUUUUUGUAUGGUCUCCACAGAGAUGGUCGUGAAGGAGGAAUCCUAG